AUGUCCCGACCAAGACCAAAACUUCAUAUGACCAUACAAAAAGAACCGGAACCAGAAUUUUAUUCGUUUUGUUUUUUAGAGUUCCUCCCCCGUAAUUUAGAUUCUAGCACUACUAUACAAAUUGGAGAUCGAACCUUCGAAAUUGAUGCUGAUAGUCUAGAGAAAAUUUGCGAUUUGGGUCGUGGCGCCUAUGGUAUUGUUGAGAAAAUGCGUCACGAACAAACCGGUACGGUAAUGGCGGUGAAACGCAUUACUGCUACCGUCAAUCGUAAAGAACAAAAACGUUUACUUAUGGAUUUGGAUAUAUCGAUGCGUUCCAGCGAUUGCCCUUAUACGGUGCACUUCUAUGGUGCCCUAUUUCGUGAGGGUGAUGUAUGGAUUUGUAUGGAAGUUAUGGAUACCAGUUUGGAUAAGUUUUAUCCAAAAGUUUUUAAGAAUAAUCUUAUUAUGGAGGAGAGUGUUUUGGGAAAGGUAAGUAAAUUGGAAAGAGUCAAGCACCUCUAUGUAUGUAGUUUCUGAAUGUUCUCUAAAUGU
Messenger RNA from Lucilia sericata (common green bottle fly), 534 nucleotides. RefSeq names its product dual specificity mitogen-activated protein kinase kinase 3-like. The record is from RefSeq and is a predicted model, not a curated record. The coding region runs from base 1 to 519 and encodes 172 amino acids. Gene Ontology annotation, molecular function: MAP kinase kinase activity; ATP binding. Lineage: Eukaryota; Metazoa; Arthropoda; Insecta; Diptera; Calliphoridae. The transcript is spliced from 2 exons. Gene Ontology annotation, biological process: stress-activated MAPK cascade; protein phosphorylation.